UCGCACCUCCCACCACACCUUUCUGCCCAGCAUAUUCGGCCAUCCAUUCAGCAUACAAUGAUGCGCUCUGCACAACGCGCAGUAUUGCAAAAAGGAAUCAAGUGGGAGGAAGAGGAGCCGGAGGAGAAAGAGGUAGAAGAAAUCAUUUUGGGUGUCCUUGAAGAUGACCAAGGGUCGAGGACGAGAGGGAGGGGGAAGACAGGGACGAGGAGACAGAGGAAACGGAUCAACCGACUGGAUGGCGUAAGAGUUUAUGCUUGGAAAAUGGCUUUGGAUGGACGUUCGCUCGUCCUUCGCUGCACCUGAGGACGACAAGAAACACAAGCCCGAGGAUGAAGAGUUCAGUUGUCUGUCCAUUGUUGCAAAUCUCUUGAGAAUAUAUGCUGAACGCUCGUGGGCGGAGAUGGUCGUUGAUCUGGAGGCGCUCCCUCCGUCCAUCCAAGGUCUUCAACAACCCAAUUCAACUACAAACGCAGCUCCUACAAACAGAACUGUAGUCGACACUCUCCUCGCAUACCGAUCCCUGGGAACAUUUAUGACACUGCAAAUCCCACGCGUCAGUUUGACCACAGGCGUGGGCCGAGGUGCAGGGAGAAACUCGUUUGGGGGACAGUCUUCUUCCUCUAUUGCACUUGGUGGACCGCAAAGAGUAUGUGUCGAGCCCAAGUGGAAAGUCACCGAUAUCGUCGUGCCCACACUAGAUGAGAAAGAGGAAGGGGAGAUGGAAGGGGAUCUUGGUACAGUAGUACCACGUGUGACACCACAGAAGGUGAAGCUGGAGGAGUAAGCUGGAGUGAGGCAUUCUGAGCCCUCAACGGAGGAAGUUCGGCGAGGAGGAAAAAGGGGUUGAAGAGGAGACAGAGCGAAAGUGCGUUGGUACACAGUGGGGAGAGUGAUGGGUCUCCGGAUGGGACAAGAGU
Molecule: messenger RNA, 920 nt
Organism: Pisolithus orientalis
Lineage: Eukaryota; Fungi; Basidiomycota; Agaricomycetes; Boletales; Pisolithaceae
Exons: 1
Coding region: 254-787 (177 amino acids)
Source: RefSeq, a predicted model, not a curated record